CCCUGCCCGCCUGGCUGUCCCCGGAGAGAGGAGCCCCCUGCCCGCCUGGCUGUCCCCGGAGAGAAGAGCCCCCUGAGCCCCGGGUGAUGCUCCCCAUGUGAGGCCUGCCCCCCUCCUGCCAGGAUGAAGCUCUGUGCUGGGCUUCUCCUCUGCCUCAUGCUGCUCUCCUGUGGCCCCCUGGACAGCCUGGGGGCCCGCACUCACGGUUGUCUAUUCGACCUGAGGCUGUGUUCCAAGAGUGAGACCUGUUUGCAGGAUGGUUUGUUUGGUCAGUGCCGGGAGCGAUCAGAAAGGGACGUUGGUCAAUUCCAGGUGACACCAGGAACCCUCCAGCAGUUGCAGGGUGUUCUGCGCCAACUUACAGCAAAAGGGCUGUCGUGGAGGGAUGAUAUGACACAGAGAGUCAUGGCUCAUGAAAUCGGGAGGAUCCCACAGCACAGGACCCUGGAGCCCCUCGAUGUUCUGGAUGAGGAGAGGACCUCUCUGUCUCACACACCUGGAAGGACAGUUCAGCGUCUUACAGGAGCUGGCCAACCUUCAACGCAGAGAUGGGGUGAUUCCGUCGAUAAACUGCAGUAUUUCAGACCUCGGUUGCCAUCACAACCAUUGGAAUCUACACUACAGAAACAGCAGCGAUUGCCUCUCAACAUGAAGCAAAAUAUUUCUCCCUUGGUGGAGCGAUAUCUGACAUAUUUCAUGCUGAACUCUCAGACUCCCAAGUCCCAGUUUGGUUACCAGGACACAAGUCGACUUAGGAGUCCAUCACGUGCCUUCAGUGCCACUUACACUAGACCAGAGGGCUCAAGAAGACUCGUUUACGGAAGGUACCAAGGAGGGCAAGAAGGACCACUGACUGUUCAUUUGUCCAGCGAAAGACACCAUUCUUGGCCUGAACUGCGGAGGAAACUCCCUCGUAAAAGCGUGGGAAGUGAAAUUCCAGAGGAUGUUCUGGACAGCUCUGAAGGAAUGGAUGGGAUUCCCCAGAUAACAGAUUUUGAUAAGGAGCUACAAGGAGAUGGUCGAGCUGAGGCACUCCGGGCGUUGAGAGGUUCACUUGGAAUGCCAAGUAUAGCAGAUGCUCAGACAGACAUACAAGGUCCAGGUGACGUGGGGAGUUUAGAGAAAAAUGGUUUUGAUGUGAGACAGUUAAGCGAAACGCAGCUGGAACAACUAUCAACUCUUCUUCAGCUUAUUCAGUUGGAUUCGCAGCAGAACCAGGGAGGAAGAAAUCCAGAAAGAAUCCCCCUGAAACGAGUGGCUGAAGGAGACAUGCAACACAUGGCUGAGUCUGAGUCUCAGUUUCCUGUCCCUGAGCUGGCUCCUAGAAGUCCAGAUGCAGCCAAUGACACCAUAGCUCUGGGCACUGAACAACAGAACUUGGACACCAGAAAUGUGGUGAGCACGACAGUUCCCAUUGUCAGUCUUCACCCAGAAAUUGAUGUCCAGAAGAAGGCUGAGCAGUAUAAGAAUCUCCUGGAGGCGAUCAACGAAACAAGAGAACAGAAGACUAUGGAGAAGAAAAAUUACCAUGCAUACGAAGAGUCCAGCGAUGUUCCUGGACAAAGCUCCAGCCAGGUUCAAGAAGAGGUUGGAUACAUCGCCACUGACCAUAAGCCCCUGAGCCCGAAUAAUGGGUUUCGUCUGCUGAAAACCCUGGCACACCGUGUCCAUCUGUCCACUACCAACUUCAUCAACAUCAGUGUUGUUGGACCUGCCCUCACCUUCCAAAUUAAACAGAACCACCAAAAUCUAUCGCUGUCGGAUGUCACAAACCGCGCAGAAGCCUUGCAGUCAGAUUUGGAAUCCGAGACGGGCAUGAAGAUUGUUCAGACAGGAGUUGGAAAGGUUGGAAAUGGCACUGUGUUUCCACACACCAGUCACUUUGGAGACAAUUUGCGCUUCGUUUUGCUCAUCUUUAUCGCCUUGGCUUGCAUUGCUGGUAUUGUUAUUGCAUCAGCCGUCAUUUUCUGUAUUCGCCAACAUGCCAAGCAGCGGGAGAAGGAGCGACUUGCUGGCCUCGGACCUGAAGGUAGCGGCGACUCCACAUUUGAAUACCAGGAUCUGUGCAGACAACACAUGGCGGGCAAGACUCUCUUUAGUCGCACUGAGACUACCGGCGCAGCAGAGAACUCUCGUGUUAGUAGCGUCUCAUCCCAGUUCAGCGAUGUUCCUCAGCCCAGCCCCAGCUCUCACAGCAGCACUCCAUCCUGGUGCGAGGAGCCAGUCCAGUCAAACAUGGAUAUCUCAACUGGCCACAUGAUCCUGGCCUACAUGGAAGAUCACAUGAGAAACCGUGAUCGUCUUGCCAAGGAAUGGCAGGCUCUCUGCGCAUAUCAGGCUGAGCCCAACUCUUGCUCCAUCGCUAAGACCGAAGCCAACCUGAAAAAGAAUCGCAAUCCAGAUUUUGUGCCCUAUGAUCAUGCUCGUAUUAAGCUGAAGAGUGAAAAUAACACUUCCCACAGUGAUUAUAUCAAUGCCAGCCCUAUUAUUGAACAUGAUCCUCGCAUGCCAGCAUACAUCGCCACCCAGGGGCCUCUGUCUCAUACCAUCGCUGACUUCUGGCAGAUGGUGUGGGAAAAUGGCUGCACGGUGAUUGUCAUGCUUAGUCCUUUGGUGGAAGAUGGAGUGAAACAGUGCGAUCGAUACUGGCCCGAUGAAGGGUCAUCUCUGUACCAUAUCUACGAGGUCAACCUGGUCUCCGAGCACAUAUGGUGUGAAGAUUUCCUGGUUCGCAGCUUUUACCUGAAAAAUGUCCAGUCCCAAGAGACCCGCACCUUGACACAGUUUCACUUCCUGAGCUGGCCAGCAGAGGGCAUCCCAAGCAGCACUCGCCCCCUUCUCGACUUUCGCAGGAAAGUGAACAAGUCUUUCCGAGGUCGUUCAUGCCCCAUUAUUGCGCACUGCAGUGACGGAGCUGGAAGGACAGGAACAUACAUUCUCAUAGACAUGGUACUCAACCGUAUGGCUAAAGGUGUAAAGGAGAUCGAUAUUGCUGCAUCCCUAGAACACGUCCGUGACCAGAGACCUGGAAUGGUCCGAACCAAGGACCAGUUUGAAUUUGCUCUCACAGCGGUGGCAGAAGAGGUCAAUGCUAUUCUUAAAGCUCUACCACAAUAAGAAGGAGGUGCCACCAUCCCGCUGUCCCAUUUGGUGUUGUGAUAUUGCGCCUGUCGUACAGGGAUGGCAGCUUCACCCGCCCUGAAAUAACCCAUUUAGUGUACUCUCUGCUCCUUGUGCAAGGGACAAUUCAUACAUGACCAAAUCUUAUGCCUUGACCGCUCUAAGCUUUUGCCCCCUGGAACCACCUGCACCCAUCCCAUUAUCUGUGCUACCUCAUACCUUGGAUGCUCGCAGUGGGCGGACGCUAGUUAGAGAGGGAGGUGUACUAAAUAGUGAAAUGCACAGGCAAAUAUAUUGAGAGUUUCAGUAGCAUGUCAUGUCAGCGUAAAAUAAAAGGUUUUCAUCAAAAUACCACCUCUUCACCUUUUUACUCCUUAGUAAAUAUCUCCUAUAUGUUUUUAGUAGCAAAGUGGUUCUGUGUCUCUGAACGUCUGCUUCACAUGCACUGAUACAAUAACACUUUCUCUGAUUGGAAUUACAGAACGUUUUCUGUGUAUGCAGGAGUAAAUUGCACCUUUUAUAUGUAAUAUGUGGAUUAUUAAAAUUUAGGAAAGAUAAUCAGUAAAUAUUACAUUAAUCAGUUUCUUCUCAGGCAGUGAAAUGCGUAGGAAUGCUGAUUCAACUCUUGAUGAGGGAUCCUUUGGAUACGAAUCUGUUGUGCAACACAUAUAACUACAACAUUAAAGGGAUUCUAUAGUGUUAGGAAUACAAUGUUGUAUUCUUAACACUAUAAAGCCCUCUGCCCCCCAGCAGCUAAAGAGUUAAAAAAUAAACAACCUUUAGUCAUUUACGAUAUUUCAGUGCCAAUUUCCCUCAUUGCUACAUCAGCGCUCAACCUCCUCCGACGUCAUCUGAUGUGGGGGAGGGGAGGCAAUGCACAUUUUUAUUGACCGUGGAUGUCCUCAUGCAGAGUGUGAGGACGUCCAGUGUCAGGCGACCAAAAUGUCCGUUGGCAACCAGGAAGUGCCUCUAGUGGCUGUCUGAUUGACAACCACUAGCGGCAGUCUUAGUCCUGCAAUGUAAUUAUUGCAGUUUCUCAAAAACUGUUCUGUUAAAAAUAAAUCUUGGUUCCCAGGGAGCAUUUUAGCUAACCUUCAACGCAGUAGCUGUUGUGGACCACAAUUCCCAUGACUUCAGUGGUCACAUGAAAAUGUUGCUAAACUAAGCAGUGAUAUUGUCAAUUUUUCCCUGCUCCUCUAUGACAUGAAGCAGCAUUACAGGGAUUGUAAGCUGUUAGAGGACAAUUCCCAUAUACCUCUGAGAGACAAAUAUACAACUACGGUUCAUAGGAGAUGUAGUCCACCAACAACUGUGCAACCCGGCUUGGACUAUCCAUGCCCAUUAUACUAUCCAGCCCUGAAAAAAGUGCCAUUUUUUUCCUGUGAAAUUAAGGAUUUUAGAAAUUCUAUUUUUUGAUAAGGCUAUUUGCAUGGAGUUCCCCUUUGUGGAAUCCGACAUCAUUUUGCUGCUACUGUUCUUACUCCGAGCCAGCCCGAUCCACGCUGCACAAGGUAUGAUGGUCCCAUGUAUUGUGACUUAGAUCAGCUUUCACUUUAUUUCUUGUUCUUAGUGACGGGAAAUACUCAAAACACAUUAACCUUAACACAGAGGUCGACUCAUGGGACAUAUUUCAUUCUGAUUCCAAAUCUUACUGAAAUAAAGCUGCAUAUUUAUUCCUGUGUACAAAUUGUAUUAUCUGUCUGUUAUGAUGGCCUUCCUAACCCCCACCCCCAUAAAACAUCAACUGUAUCUCCUUUCUAAACAAUGCUGCAUUCUCUUUUAGAGGGUCACAGGGGGCCGAAAGUAUGAGUAUCUUAUUUUAUUUUUUUAGCCUCUUUUUUUCCUUCUUCAUACUGCAUUGUAUAAACACUAUCAUCGCCAAAACCAAGAGAAUCAUUUCUAGAAAAUAUAAUAGACUUUAAUUUUGUAUCUUGAUGUGAAUAAAGUAUCUGUGUUGGGUUGUGCAACUGCAAACAAAA
Pelobates fuscus (common spadefoot toad) is the source of this 5099-nucleotide messenger RNA. RefSeq names its product protein tyrosine phosphatase receptor type N (gene PTPRN). Gene Ontology annotation, cellular component: secretory granule; synapse. The transcript is spliced from 23 exons. Gene Ontology annotation, molecular function: protein tyrosine phosphatase activity. Lineage: Eukaryota; Metazoa; Chordata; Amphibia; Anura; Pelobatidae. The record is from RefSeq and is a predicted model, not a curated record. Gene Ontology annotation, biological process: insulin secretion involved in cellular response to glucose stimulus; regulation of secretion; protein dephosphorylation. Bases 124 to 3117 code for a protein of 997 amino acids.